GUGUUUGCGCUCCGCGGUGUGACAAAGUGUUAAGUACGUUUGCCUUCGCCCACGAUUAAUAGUCUCAGGCGUAUUUUAAACUCCAAAGCCAGCCAUGUCGUCGGACGCCCUGAAGAAGCGAAAGUCGAAGGUCGUCCGCAGUGAAGGAGGAACCCCGGAGAUGAAGCGAGGUCGCGGAGAGGGGGACCAGCAGGAUGCACGUGUGUAUAAUGAGGAGGUGGAGCUGGAUGGCCGUGACCCUGAGCAAGACUAUCUGCAGUACAAGGUGUCGUGUGAGAGUUUGGCCACGCUCAUGAAUGAGAUCCAGGAGCUUAAAUCCAAUGGAGCCAAGGAGGGGUGUGCCGAGGUCGAGCUGAGACGUAUGCAGAGUUGCAUCCACUUCAUGAAUCUGAAAAAACUCAAUCGUCUGGCUCACAUGCGACUAAAGAGAGGCAGAGACCAAACACAUGAUGCAAAGCAGAAAGUGGACGUGCUGCACCUUCAGCUACAGAACCUGCUGUAUGAAGUUAUGCAUCUUCAGAAGGAGAUCAGCAAGUGUCUGGAGUUCAAAUCCAAGCACGAGGAGAUAGACUUGGUCUCUGAGGAAGAGUUCUUCCAGGAGGCCCCAGCAGAGAUAUCCAGGCCUCACCUCACUAAAACUGACCCCCACCAACUCACACUGGCUCGACUGGACUGGGAGCUUGAACAGAGAAAGAGGUUGGCAGAGAAAUACAAGGAGUCACAGUCCACAAAGGAGAAGAACCAGAAGAGCAUUGAGGUGAAGAAGGAACAUCUGACAAGUUUACAGCCAGGACUGAACGCCAUCAUGCAGGCCUCUGUCCCAGUGCAGGAGUACCUCUCCAUGCCCUUUGAACAGACACAGAAACAGACUGAGGUCGCCCGCCAUCUCCCUCCACCUCUGUAUGUCCUGUUUGUUCAAGCCAAUGCCUACGGCCAGGCCUGCGACAAGAACCUGAGUGUGUCAAUCAGUGGUGAUGUGGAAGAGGCCAAGGCCUUGUCAAAGCCUCCAGAAGAUUCCCAGGAUGAUGAUAGUGAUUCAGAUGCUGAGGAAGAGCAAGAGAAAACGAAGAGGAGAAGGCCAACUACAGGUGGUCAGCUGGACGACAAAAGACGAGAGAUGCUGAAGAGGCACCCUCUGUCCCUCUGCCUCGACCUCAAGUGUAAAGAUGGCAGCAUCCUCCAUCUCUUCUUCUACUACCUGAUGAAUCUGAACAUUAUGACGGUCAAGACCAAGGUCUCCACCACCACAGACCUGACCACAGCCAUCAGUGCAGGAGAUUUGCUGAAAUCAGACACUCUUGUCAGCUGUCUCUACUCUAGUGACCAGGGACGUGAAACACCCAAUCCAGCGAAUCGUUACCAGUUUGAUAAAGUCGGGAUUGUUUGCUUUGCUGAUUACGUGGAGGAGCUGGGCCAUCCCUACAUGUGGGUUCAGAGUCUCGGAGGACUGCAUUUUCCGAGUGAUGCUUCAGACGGUGUGUGUGCGGGCAGUUCACUGAGUGCCAGCCACAUGGAGAACACCAUGAAGCUGCUGAGGGGACGGGUCCAGUCCCGCUUGGCUUUGCACAAACAGUUUGCCUCUUUAGAGCACAGCAUCAUCCCAGUCUCUGCUGAGUGUCAGCACCUCUUUCCUGCCAAGAUUGUCUCCCGUUUAGCUCGCUGGACCACGAUCGCACACCAGGAGUACAUGGAUCUGUCAUAUACGCGUCAUGUGACUGAGGCUGGUCUGGCGAAGGAGACUGGUCUGUACUUCAUGGCAGUGGUUGAACGAGGCACAGCUCGUCUCCAGGCCGCAGUGGUGAUGAGUCCACGUUACCCAGCGAUCUCGCCUCUUUUCUCCCUCUCCCUCAGCUGGAAGGGUGAACGCAGCGGACGCACGGAUGACAACCUUCGAGCCAUGGAAUGUGAGGUCAACGUGUUUAAAAACGAACUACAGGGACCACGUCCAGGACACCAGCUCCUGACCAAUCAGAUCGAACGCCUGUGUGUCUGCCUGGAUGUGUAUUUGGAGACUGAGGAACAAGAUGACAGCGUGGAGGGACCACGAGAGUUCCCCCGUGAAAAGAUGUGCCUGCGCACAGUCAGGGGUCCAAAUCGUCUGAAGCCGUUCAAGUACAACCAUCCUCAGGGCUUCUUCAGUCAUCGCUGAGCCUGUCAAUGAUCCUCCCCACUGUACCUACUAGUUUUAACUACCCAAAUUUAACUUUGUGACUGUGACACAACAUUUUUUAGUCUUUCUACCAAACUGAAAAUAAAAGAACUUUUGCUUAUUUUCUUGAA
Molecule: messenger RNA, 2280 nt
Organism: Limanda limanda (common dab)
Lineage: Eukaryota; Metazoa; Chordata; Actinopteri; Pleuronectiformes; Pleuronectidae
Gene: thoc5
Product: THO complex 5
Exons: 20
Coding region: 95-2149 (684 amino acids)
Biological process (GO): positive regulation of DNA-templated transcription, elongation; mRNA export from nucleus
Cellular component (GO): THO complex part of transcription export complex
Molecular function (GO): mRNA binding
Source: RefSeq, a predicted model, not a curated record